Molecule: messenger RNA, 1896 nt
Organism: Microcebus murinus (gray mouse lemur)
Lineage: Eukaryota; Metazoa; Chordata; Mammalia; Primates; Cheirogaleidae
Gene: ORAI3
Product: ORAI calcium release-activated calcium modulator 3
Biological process (GO): store-operated calcium entry
Cellular component (GO): membrane
Molecular function (GO): store-operated calcium channel activity
Source: RefSeq, a predicted model, not a curated record
GGGGCUCUCGGAGGAGGGGACUCUUUGAAGAGAUCCGCGGGGGCCUGGUGGUCCUUGGAAAUGAAUGGGCUCACUUUUCCUGAGUUCGCUAUUUUGGGAGGCAUUUGGAAGUCUAGACAUCUGGGAGUGGUCUGGGGACUCCCAGUCACAGGUUGGACACCUGGAUGGUGUUCUUGAUGGACUGGGGUCGUGAGUUCCCUCGGGUUCUCAGCCUGCGGGCCGGGCACUGCGGGGGGCUUGGUCCCCCGGCUCCACCCCAUCAUGUGGCUGCUCCGGCUCCGCCUCUGCCCCAGUUCCUGUUUCGGCCUCUGCUGUCCCUCUUCAGCCCCUGGGUCUUCCCGCAGACGCCUGCUCUUCCAGGGCGCCUGCGGCCCGCAUCCGCGCUCACCCCGCCGGGGCAUGGGGCCUUCCCCCGGCUUGGGCCGGCCCAUCUGGGGCCCCCGAGGUGACUCGGCCCCGCGGUGACCAGCCGGCCUUCCUGGUGCUGCGGUCUCCAGGAUGAAGGGCAGCGAGGGGGACGCGGGCGAACAGGCCCCGCUGAACCCGGAGGCCGAGAGCCCCGCGGGCUCGGCCACGUACCGCGAGUUCGUGCACCGCGGCUACCUGGACCUCAUGGGGGCCAGUCAGCACUCGCUGCGGGCGCUCAGCUGGCGCCGCCUCUACCUCAGCCGGGCCAAGCUCAAAGCCUCCAGCCGCACGUCUGCGCUGCUCUCUGGCUUCGCCAUGGUGGCCAUGGUGGAGGUACAGCUGGAGAGCAACCACGAAUACCCGCCGGGCUUGCUAGUGGCCUUUAGUGCCUGCACCACUGUGCUAGUGGCUGUGCACCUCUUUGCACUCAUGGUCUCCACGUGUCUGCUGCCCCACAUUGAAGCCGUGAGCAACAUCCACAACCUCAACUCUGUCCACCAGUCACCACACCAGAGACUCCACCGCUACGUGGAGCUGGCCUGGGGCUUCUCCACUGCCUUGGGCACCUUUCUCUUUCUCGCUGAAGUUGUCCUGGUUGGCUGGGUCAAGUUUGUGCCCAUUGGGGCCCCCUUGGACACACCAGUCCCUGGGGUACCUGCAUCCCCGGUGCCUGGGACUCUGCCACCAGUGGCCACCUCCCUUAGUCCAGCUUCCAACCUCCCACCAUCCUCUGCUUCUGCAGCCCCGUCACAGGCUGAGCCAUCUGAGGCCUGCCCACCCCGGCAGGCAUGUGGUGGUGGUGGGGCCCAUGGGCCAGGCUGGCAAGCAGCCAUGGCCUCCACAGCAAUCAUGGUACCUGUGGGGCUCGUGUUUGUGGCCUUUGCCCUGCAUUUCUACCGCUCCUUGGUGGCACACAAGACAGACCGCCACAAGCAGGAGCUUGAGGAGCUGAGUCGCCUGCAGGGGGAGCUGCAGGCUGUGUGAGGCUGGUGUUAAACUGCUGCAAGCACUGCCUCCCGGGUCCACCAGAGGCCCCAAGGUCUACAGACCUCAUUCCCUGCCCCUGGCUUGAGCCACUUCCUGUGGCCACUCAGGUAGAAACCAGUUUCCUGCCUGUAGGGUCCUUGGGGCAGCUCCCACAUUCCCAGGAAUUUUCCCUGUCAGCCUGUCCCAUGGGUUUUAUAAGCUCUAUGCCUGGGCUGGGAGAAACAAGGGAGGAGGUAGAAGGUCCUCAAUCCAAGGAUCAUGUGGUAGAUGGAGGGUUGGCAGGGAGACCCUGGUGGGACCUUUGGUGCUGACCCUCAGGCACCUUUUCCAUUCCUAUACGGAAUGGUCAGAAGGUUACAUGCCCACACAGCUGCCCCAAAAGGUAGUCAACUCUUGCUUUAUUUUCGUAGAAUCUAUUUUAUGGUUGGCAUUUUUUUUUUGAGACAGAAUCUCGCUUUGUUGCCCAGGCUACAGUGCCAUGGCUUCAGCCUAGCUCACAGC